UCUCAGGCGCAGAAAAUCAAAACAGAUAUUAUAAAAUAUGUUUCUUUGGCUUGCUAUUGUCUUGAUGAUUUCAGCUUCUGUCUCUUCCCAUGAACACAAACUCAAUUGGGUCGUUCCUCCUGCAAAUUCUUCUGAGAGUUUCAAUGAUUGGGCUUCCAAUAAACGGUUCCAAGUCGGAGACACCAUUCGAUUCAAAUACAAGAAAGACUCGGUGAUGCAAGUUACGAAGGAGGAUUACAAGCUAUGCAACUCGUCGCAUCCGAGAUUCUACUCGAAUACGGGAAAGACCCGAUUCAUGUUUGAUCACUCUGUUCCCUACUAUUUCAUAAGUGGAAUGUCUGGUCACUGCGAGAAAGGUCAGAAGAUGAUUGUCGAGGUCUUGUCUCGCGACAAGACUACCACGUCCUCUGCUCCUCCGGCUGCCUUGGCUGUUUGGUUCUGCUUCUUUAGCCUCUCGUUAUCUUUAGUAGCUUAGUAUCAAGAGUUGCUUAAUGUAUAUAGAUGGAUGUAGAAUGGAUUCGGUUCUCUUACACUAUGGUUGUUUUUAUCAUGAAUUAUGU
Molecule: messenger RNA, 560 nt
Organism: Camelina sativa (false flax)
Lineage: Eukaryota; Viridiplantae; Streptophyta; Magnoliopsida; Brassicales; Brassicaceae
Product: early nodulin-like protein 21
Cellular component (GO): plasma membrane
Molecular function (GO): electron transfer activity
Source: RefSeq, a predicted model, not a curated record